CCCUGGAAACACCCCUCAAAAAAGAAAAGAAAAACUCAUCGCAGAGCCGCCGCCGACCGUAGCACAGCGGCAGAGAAGUGCGGCAAGCGGCCAUGGACUUCUGCCCGGCGUGCGGGAUGCUGCUGCAGAUCCAGCCGGCCACCGGCGGCCACCGCCUGCGCCUCUUCUGCCCCACCUGCCCGUACGUCUGCCCCAUCAAAAACAAGAUCGUGAAGAAGGCGAGGCUGGUCAAGAGGGAGGUGGAGUCCGCGGAAUCUGCCCCCAAGACUGAGGGUGAGCCCAAGGAAUCGGCCCCCAAGACUGACGGUGAGCCCAAGGCCGAUGGUCAGCUCAAGCAAUCUGCCCCCAAGACUGAGGACUGUCUACAUGAGUAACCUGGAGCGGAAUUCAUAUUUUGCCAAACACUCUGCUAAUACACAUAUGAAGCAUUCGCUUUCAGGUACAUGACCAAAUUGACACAAUGGAGAAACAUACUUUUGGCAGAUGUGGAUUCGAUUAGUACAUGUCUACAAGCAUUGUGAAACUUGAGUAUCUGGACAUGCGAACAUGUGGAGCUUCUUUGAUCAAAUUAUGUUGCAGCACACAAUGCCAAAAGCCACCAAUCUUGUGCAAAGUAAAGUGAUAUACAUCUGACAGUGCAGAAGCUCACUUCAAUGUUGGUUUGUUAAUUGGACGCUUCCUUUUUUUGCGGGGUAAUUGGACACUUCCUUUAUGUGACAUUGCAGGCUUUUUGGUAUGGAGAUGCUUUUUGUGUGUGUGUGUGCGCGCGCGCUAGAGGUGUUGAUUUGGUGUAUGAAUACUCUUCUUAUUCAACCAGCACAAGAAUGGGUAUGAUUGUGAGUC
This is a messenger RNA of Triticum aestivum (bread wheat), 843 nucleotides long. RefSeq lists its product as uncharacterized. Gene Ontology annotation, biological process: DNA-templated transcription. NCBI's taxonomy places the organism in Eukaryota, Viridiplantae, Streptophyta, Magnoliopsida, Poales, Poaceae. Bases 93 to 374 code for a protein of 93 amino acids. The transcript is spliced from 3 exons. The record is from RefSeq and is a predicted model, not a curated record.